AAGGGAGUGAGUGUGUGUGUGUGUGAGAGAGCGAGAGCGACAGGAGGCUUCGCCGGGACGCGAGAGAGAGCGAGAAAGAGAAAGGGGGAGUCGUUGCCGUUGUCGUGAAAGGCUUUAUCUGCCUUGGCGAAAGGAGCCGCUGCUUGUUUGAGAGGAAGGUACAUAAUUCUUCCAUUAUGUCAUUCUUGUUUGAAUGGAUCUAUAAUGGCUUCAGCAGUGUGUUGCAGUUCCUAGGAUUGUACAAGAAGUCUGGAAAAUUAGUUUUCUUGGGUUUGGAUAAUGCAGGCAAAACUACUCUUCUUCACAUGCUAAAGGAUGACAGAUUGGGUCAACAUGUUCCCACAUUAUAUCCAACAUCGGAAGAAUUAACAAUUGCAGGAAUGACUUUCACCACUUUUGAUCUUGGUGGCCAUGAGCAAGCGCGGCGUGUCUGGAAGAAUUAUUUCCCAGCAAUUAAUGGGAUUGUCUUUUUAGUGGAUUGUGCAGAUCACUCUCGUCUUUUGGAAUCUAAAGUGGAGCUCAAUGCACUAAUGACUGAUGAGACAAUAUCCAAUGUGCCAAUUCUUAUCUUGGGUAACAAGAUUGACCGACCAGAAGCUAUCAGUGAGGAGAAGCUGCGAGAGAUUUUUGGUCUUUAUGGACAAACAACAGGAAAG
This is a messenger RNA of Thamnophis sirtalis, 656 nucleotides long. Lineage: Eukaryota; Metazoa; Chordata; Lepidosauria; Squamata; Natricidae. The record is from RefSeq and is a predicted model, not a curated record.